Messenger RNA from Rhodotorula toruloides NP11, 552 nucleotides. RefSeq lists its product as uncharacterized. The record is from RefSeq and is a predicted model, not a curated record. Gene Ontology annotation, cellular component: mitochondrial large ribosomal subunit. Lineage: Eukaryota; Fungi; Basidiomycota; Microbotryomycetes; Sporidiobolales; Sporidiobolaceae. The transcript has 2 exons. Gene Ontology annotation, molecular function: structural constituent of ribosome. Bases 1 to 552 code for a protein of 183 amino acids.
AUGCAGGCCGACAAGCUCACACGGAGCAUCACGCAGGCAGAGGCGCUGCUCAGGCGCUUCGUCAUCCGCGAAAACAAGGGCGUCAAGGCCGACUCGCCCGACCUCCUCACCACACCUUUCCGCGGCAAGCCCUCCAUCUUCACGCCUGUCAAGAAGGAGAACGGCGGCUGGACACCUCCAAAGUACUCGGCACGGCGGCAGAAGCUCCUCCAGCGCGCCGUCGAGAUCCUCGGAGUCGACCCCAGCAUCCUCCCUCCCUCGCCCGUCAAGAAGCGCGCUUCCGCCGAAGACCUCCCCGCAGGCCGCCGCCAUAUCGUCGCCUCGCCUCACAUACCAGCGACACAGGUCUUGACCGCACUCGCGCUGGAGAAGAAGGGACCGUACGCCGGCAGGAAGGGAGCGGCGUUCAAGGGGCAUGCUUGGGAGCGGUUCCGGGAGGAGAAGCUGGCAGAGCGGGCUCAGCUGCUCGAGAAGGCGCCUCAACGGAAGGCGGAGUUCAGGAAGGCCCAGGCAGAGAUCCGCCAGAAGUCAAAGCCGGCACUGCCAUUCUAG